Megalops cyprinoides (Indo-Pacific tarpon) is the source of this 1382-nucleotide messenger RNA. RefSeq names its product nucleoporin 43 (gene nup43). The transcript has 8 exons. The coding region runs from base 63 to 1181 and encodes 372 amino acids. Gene Ontology annotation, cellular component: nuclear pore outer ring. The record is from RefSeq and is a predicted model, not a curated record. Gene Ontology annotation, molecular function: protein binding. NCBI's taxonomy places the organism in Eukaryota, Metazoa, Chordata, Actinopteri, Elopiformes, Megalopidae.
CUUUCUUACCGACCUGACAGUAUUAACAGGCGGAGAGGUGACGUUCGAAUUACUAAAGAAUAAUGGAGUGUAUUAACGCCAAAUUUGUCUCUCAGAAGGUUAGCAAAACAAGAUGGAGACCGGUGUCUACGGGGUCCCUACAUCCACCAGAUGUGUUCGCCACAGGGUCGUGGGACAACGAGGACAACAAAGUUUCUUUAUGGUCUAUUGGGGAGCAUGGAGUUUCCCAUAUGGAAGACGAGUUCGAAGGAGAUCCACAGUUGUUUUGCGAGUACAAGCAUAACGGAGAUGUUCUGGAUCUGCAUUUUCUGGACCAAGAGAGAAUCGUCACAGCCUCAUCAACUGGAGCAGUGACCAUCUUCCGGCACCAUCCCAACAGCCAGACUUUGUCUGUGGCACAAGUGUGGGACAAAGCUCACCACUACCCUUGUGACAACGCGCCGUGCACGGGGCUGGUGUGCAACAGCCCAGAGAUCGUGACAGUGGGGGAAGACGGGAGGGUCAUCCUCUUCAGAGCGGACCACAAAGUACCCCUGCGCACCAUAGAUAAUGCUGACAGCAGCACAAUCCACGCUGUGACCUUCCUGAGAACAACAGAGGUCCUCACAGUCAACUCUAUUGGCCAGCUGAAACUGUGGGACUUCAGGCAACAGGGCGGCGAUCCUUCACAGAUCCUGUCCCUAACUGGAGAAAGAGUCCCUCUGCAUUGUGUGGAUAGGCACCCCAACCAGCAGCACAUUGUGGCCACCGGGGGGCAGGAUGGCAUGCUGUGCAUGUGGGACGUGAGACAGGGCAGCGUGCCUUUGUCUUUGAUGGAGGCCCAUUCUGCUGAAAUGUGGGAAGUUCAUUUUCAUCCGACAAACACAGACCACUUGUUCACGUGCUCAGAAGAUGGCUCCUUGUUGCACUGGGAGAGCUCUACAAAUUCCUCCAUGGCAUCCUUCUUACAGGGCGGUCGGAACACCAGCGUGAUAUCUCGCAGCGCAGUCCAACAGGCUGGCGGGAACCAAUCCCUGAUGAGUGCCUGGCUGGGCGGAGACUCCAGUAAGGGUCACCUGGAGACCACGCACAUGCUGCCCAGCCAGACCCUGUCCGUGAACAGUCUGGAUGUGAUAGGGCAGUGCCUGGUCUGUGGAACUGAUGGAGAGGCCAUUUACAUCAACAGACAGGUCCCUGUCUAGAGCAAAGAGCAUCAUUCAGCAAUGCGGACUUUUUCACUUUGGCUUAUUUACUAUCUGUGUAACUCUGAGUGUUAUUAUCUUUUUUGUAUUCAAGAGCAGUUUGAUUAAAAAUUAUGAAGCUGUCUGUUAGGUAUUGGAUGUGAUUUCAUCUGAAGGGAUUCAUCUAAGAAACUCCCCUUCACAUCCCUCACUCUUGAAGGA